AUGUCUGUACAAAAUGCCUUUGAUCAAAAGAAAAAAUCUAUUCUCCAUGAUUUAGCGUCAAUUCAACCGGACUUGUCGCCAAAAGGUACCGUAGAUGAGUUAUGUCUUCCAAUCAUCCAUUUAAUAAACUCCCAUCCAGAUAUGGUUACUACCUCGUCAUGUUCUGGAAGAAUUAGUGUUUUCGCAGAAGGUUUGAAAGAUCAUAAAAAUAAUGUAAAAGUAGGCGGUAAGGGACAAGGUGGAGCAUGGCUUCAUGUUAGCCAUGACGAAGAUAACGUGUUGAAUUGGAUAGAUUCAGUUACAGGCUUGGACUUCUCUCAGAAUAAUAACACAUUAUCUGCAAGGGACUUGCUUGCAAAUACGAGGUAUAUCUUGUACAAGUAUGAACCUUUCAUUAUACAUGUCAAAUGUAGAAAUUUCGAGAUGGCAGCAAAACUUUACAAUACUGCAAUGGCAUGUGGAUUUAGAGAGAGUGGGAUCGGAUCAAAUUUUUUGGUAGCAAUAAGGAUCAACAUCAAAAUGGAUAUUCCCAUUGGUUAUAUCGAUGAGUCAGAAAAUAUGAAGCUCUUUGUAUCACAAGAUUACAUUCACAUUCUUGAUAAGCUAACACUAAUAAAGUUCUCUGAAAAUCGUAGGAAAAUGGAUGAUCUUUAUAAGAAGUUUAAUGAGGAACUUAUCGAAAAAGACAAUGUCAACUCGAAAGAAUCGAACAAGGAGACUAAAGAAGAAAGAAGAGAAAGAAAGAGGAGAGAAGGACUAAAGAGGCAGCUCGAGAUGAAAUCGGAGAGCGCCCAAGAUACAAAUCAGGAGCAGCUGGAUAAGAAGGUGGUAGAAAGCAUAGAAUCUGUUGAGUUAACCGAUUAG
This is a messenger RNA of Naumovozyma dairenensis CBS 421, 864 nucleotides long. RefSeq names its product tRNA methyltransferase TYW3 (gene TYW3). Gene Ontology annotation, molecular function: tRNA methyltransferase activity. Lineage: Eukaryota; Fungi; Ascomycota; Saccharomycetes; Saccharomycetales; Saccharomycetaceae. The transcript has a single exon. Gene Ontology annotation, cellular component: cytoplasm. The record is from RefSeq and is a predicted model, not a curated record. The coding region runs from base 1 to 864 and encodes 287 amino acids. Gene Ontology annotation, biological process: tRNA methylation.